AGCCGACAGGGAGUUACAGAGCUCAGAGGCUAAAUUCAGAUUCUGCCAUGGUUAUGGUGGUCGCCUUCGCCGUCGUGACGGUUAUAGUGAUCUUCGUGACUCUGUUUCUCAGAGUUGCGUAUGAUACUCUGUUAUGCUACUUCGUCUCGCCGAUACGUAUCGAACGCAUCAUGGCAAAGCAAGGCGUGCGUGGUCCCAAACGCCGCCUUCUCACCGGCAACAUCCCCGAAAUGCACUCUCUUCACUCCUCCGCCACCUCUAAACCCAUGAAAUCAAUCACGCACGACAUUGUCGGCCGCCUCGUCCCGCAUUUCGCCGCCUGGUACCCCCAAUACGGACAGAGGUUUCUGUACUGGAACGGGAUAGAACCCAGGUUGUGUUUGACGGAGAUGGAGCUGAUCAAGGAGUUCUUGGCGAAAUACAACUCUGUUUCGGGGAGGUCAUGGCAACAAAGACAAGGUUCGAAGCAUUUCAUAGGGGAAGGAUUGUUAAUGGCGAAUGGAGGAGAAUGGUACCAUCAACGUCACAUCGUUGCCCCUGCAUUUACAGGAGAAAGACUUAAGGAGUAUGCCGGGCAUAUGGUAGAAUGCACUAAAGAGAUGCUCCAAUCACUACGAAAUGCAUUCGAAUCAGGGCACACUGAGAUAGAGAUAAGCGACUAUAUGACUCGACUCGCUGCCGAUAUAAUCUCAAGAACUGAGUUCGGUACGAGUUACGAGAAGGGAAAGCAAUUAUUCCAUCUUCUCACUAAUCUCCAGACCCAUUGCGCCCAAGCAAGUCGCCGUCUCUGGUUUCCCGGAAGCCGGUAUUUUCCGACCAGGUAUAACAGAGAGACGAAGUCGAUGAAGAAGAAGGUGGAUAAGUUGUUGAUGGAGAUAAUAGAGAGCAGGAUGGACUGUGUGGAGAUUGGAAGAACGAACUCGUAUGGGAAUGAUUUGUUGGGGAUACUGUUGAAUGAGAUGAUGAUGAAGGACAAGGAGAAGAAGAAGAAGAAGAAUAGAGGGAAUAGUAAUGGGUUUAGCUUGAAUCUGCAGCUGAUUAAGGAUGAAUGUAAGACAUUCUUCUUCGCCGGCCACGAGACGACGGCGUUGUUGCUGACUUGGACGGUGAUGCUGCUCGCCAGCAACCCGUCGUGGCAAGACAAGGUUAGAGCGGAGGUUAAGGAAGUCUGUAAUGGCGGAAUUCCCUCUCAUGAACAUCUCUCCAAGCUCAAUCUGUUACAUAUGGUAAUAAAUGAAACAAUAAGGCUAUAUCCUCCGGCAAUGGUACUUCCAAGAAUGGCCUUUGAAGACAUAAGGCUUGGUGACCUUCUAAUUCCAAAGGGAGUAUCUGUUUGGGUACCGGUUUUAGCUAUCCAUCAUAGUAAAAAGCUAUGGGGCGAGGAUGCGGAUGAGUUCAACCCGAACCGAUUCGCUUCAAAGUCGUUCUCGUCGGGUCGGUUCCUGCCAUUUGCCGUCGGACCCAGGAACUGUAUCGGGCAAGCUUUUGCUCUAAUGGAAGCUAAGAUCAUACUGGCAAUGUUCAUCUCGAAAUUCAGAUUCACUAUUUCUGAGAAAUAUCGUCAUGCUCCUGAGGUUGUUCUUACCAUCAAGCCCAGAUAUGGAGUUCAAGUUUGUUUGGAGCCCCUGGAUAACUAAUCCCGCAUAAGGACAUAUGCUUCGUUGUCCAAACCGGAAUAGUGGAGGAGAGUGAGGAAUUGGGAGAGUUCUCUUUUUAUGCAAAGGGAAAUAUAUAAUAUUAUAUUUUUAUCUGGUUUUAUUAGGAAAAAAAAUAAGUUGACUCGCUCGGAUCAAGUCAAUUUUACCCUUU
Molecule: messenger RNA, 1809 nt
Organism: Neltuma alba
Lineage: Eukaryota; Viridiplantae; Streptophyta; Magnoliopsida; Fabales; Fabaceae
Product: cytokinin hydroxylase-like
Exons: 5
Coding region: 48-1637 (529 amino acids)
Molecular function (GO): oxidoreductase activity, acting on paired donors, with incorporation or reduction of molecular oxygen; heme binding; iron ion binding
Source: RefSeq, a predicted model, not a curated record